This is a messenger RNA of Gossypium raimondii (Peruvian cotton), 664 nucleotides long. RefSeq lists its product as uncharacterized. Lineage: Eukaryota; Viridiplantae; Streptophyta; Magnoliopsida; Malvales; Malvaceae. The record is from RefSeq and is a predicted model, not a curated record. The transcript has 2 exons. Bases 86 to 490 code for a protein of 134 amino acids.
CUCAAUUACACGCCAUCAUCCUCAAAUUUUCACGCUCAAUUCUCCCGGCUCUCCUCAUAACUCUUUCUCAGAUGCUGAACUGGAAAUGAUGCGGAACGAGAAAACAUCCAUAGAAGCAUUGCUGAGACCUGCCGAAAGUGCACUUGCAGAAAAUAAGAGAGUACUUUCAGUGUAUAAAGCCAUGGCAAAAAUAACCGAUGAUUUGUUGGACGUUGUAUUGGCAACAGGAGGUGAUAAAGUUAACGAGAAUAACGGUCAGGAACUUGACGACGAAACCAUGAAGGAAUUGAUAGAGGAAGCUAUGAGGGAUUUUACUCGAGCACUUAACCAAGCUCAAUCAUGCAGGAGCCGCCCCACAGAUGGCCGAAAUGGUGGAGGCUAUGACGGUAGCUCUGGUGGUGAUCAUCACAGUCUCGAUGGAACCAAUAUUAAUUUUGGGAAGGAAGCUGGCGGAAGCGGCGGUGGCAACGGUGGUGGCCACGCUCAGUAGGUUGAGAGUAGCUUACGGAAUUUUAUGAGUUGUUGUUAAAUAAUGAAUAAAUUUGGUUAACCAGUCUUUACUCCUGAGCCGCAUACUUUUUCAAAGUAUUUUCUUUUGGGUUAAAAGUAUUUUCCUUUGGAUUAAUAAAUGAAUAAAAAAAUAUGAUUAUGACUCCUUAGAAAA